Heterostelium album PN500 is the source of this 1743-nucleotide messenger RNA. It is a transcript of the gene sac1, whose product is annotated as putative phosphoinositide phosphatase. The record is from RefSeq and is a predicted model, not a curated record. Gene Ontology annotation, molecular function: phosphatidylinositol-4-phosphate phosphatase activity. NCBI's taxonomy places the organism in Eukaryota, Evosea, Eumycetozoa, Acytosteliales, Acytosteliaceae. The transcript has a single exon. Bases 1 to 1743 code for a protein of 580 amino acids. Gene Ontology annotation, cellular component: endoplasmic reticulum. Gene Ontology annotation, biological process: phosphatidylinositol dephosphorylation.
AUGGCAGAUAUAUCAAUUGUACAAACAACAGAUAGAAUAUUGUUGAUUUCAACAAAUAAAAGAAUAUUACCAUAUGGUAUUGCAAUUAAUAAAUCAGAUUUCAGCUAUAGUAGAUACGAUGGUACCACUCAAAAGAUACCAUCAGAAGAGAAUGUCAUCUCCACUACCAAUAUCCAAGGUUGUUUGAUUGGUGUUGCUCCACUUCUUUCCGGUCGUUACUUGAUUGUUGCAGACAAGACAACUGUAGUCGCUCAGAUUCCAGGUGUUUCAUCGACACCGAACAACAUCUACCGUGUCGACUCUGUCCAGUUGAUUCCGUUCCACGCCAACCAACAAUCGCUCAUUACCAUCCCACUCUACGAUGAGGAACAGUCGUAUCUCGAGAUGCUCCAAUGGAUCUUACAGGUGAAAUCAUUCUACUUUUCAUUCACCACAGACAUUACCCAUACUCGCCAACGUGAGAUCACCGCCACCGCACCGGAUCAGCGUUUCUUCUGGAACCGCAACUACGUCACCGACUUUCAAGAGGUAGCCAAAGAGUGGGUCGUACCUUUGACAAUGGGAUUCGUCAAACAAAGUAAAUUCAACUACGCCGGACAAGACUAUCGUAUCACCUUGAUGUCACGUCGUAACCACCAACGUGCAGGAACUCGUUACUACCAACGUGGUGCCGACCAAAAAGGUAACGUCGCCAACAACGUAGAGACCGAGCAAAUCUUUGAGUCACUCUCACAAAAAGAUACCUACACCUCAUUCGUCCAAAUUCGUGGUUCCGUUCCAUUGCUCUGGUCGCAAUUCCCCAACCUCGCUUACAAACCACGUGUCAAAUUCUACGGAAGCGAAACCGUUAACCAGUCUGCAGUACGUACACAUUUCUCUCAGCUCUACGAUCUCUAUGGUGAUACUACCAUCGUUAAUCUGAUCGACAAGAAAUCCGAUGAACUCAAACUCGGUGAAGCCUACGAGAAGGGAAUCGCCAAGUUGUCACACGUCAAAUACAUCUGGUUCGACUUCCACGCCAUCUGUAAAGGAAUGCGUUACGACAAACUAUCGAUUCUCAUGGAUAUGAUUAAAGAUGACAUUCAACGCGAUGGAUUCUUCAUGGCAAAGGGUGGCAGUCCAGUCCAACGUCAAAAGGGUAUUGUUCGUACCAAUUGUAUCGACAAUCUCGACCGUACCAACGUAGUCCAGACACUCGUCUCCAAACAACAACUGGUUGCACAACUCACUGCACUCGCCAUCGAUAAGAAACUACUAGACUCACCACAGUUUGAUUCAAUCUACAAGAACAUGUGGGCCGACCACGCCGAUGUCAUCUCAACACAAUACAGUGGAACCGGUGCUCUCAAGAACGACUACACUCGUACCGGUAAGCGUUCAACCGCCGGAUUGAUCCAAGACGGUGAAAACUCACUCAAGCGUUACUACCUUAACAACUUUAUCGAUGGAUUCCGUCAGGAUGCAUUCGAUUUGUUCACCGGUGUCUACAAGGUCGACGCCGAACAACUUCGUCAACCAAAACACCCAAUGCAACUGAUAUGGAUUGCAUUUGUACUCCUCGUAGCUUUGUUUAUCUACACAUUCAUCCUACCAUCUUCAACUACCAUACUCAACUCACUCAUCGUAUUCAUUGUCUUUUGGUUAGUAACACUCUUUAUCACUGCAAAAUCAAUGAAGAAAUACAAUAAUCUCUUUGUAGAUAAACCAUUUUUAGUAAAACCAGAAGAGACUUAUCGUUUUUAA